AACUUGCAUUAUAUUAACAGUCCAAAAGCAACUAUAUCAUCACUUGUUUUAUAGACCACAACACCUUUAUCAUUACUAUGUACUUUAGAAUACAUGCAAGUUAUUCUCCGUUCUCAAGCUCCCUUCUCAAAAAUUUUCAGUUUUGAAUUCUGGCACAGUCUGAUACUGCUGUUUCUGUUCUGCUUCGGCUUCAGCCCGUGAGAUUGUAUCAAUCCCUAGGCAUCUAACGGUUUAAACCACAUCUUUUCAAAAAGGGACCAUAACAUCAAUCAGCAGUAGUAGUUGAUGGCGAUCGUUUAGUCACUAUCACAUCAACACCCCUCUCAUAUAUUUACUCCUUUUCAAUCUUCACUCUCCGCUACCCUUUUCCUUGAUCUUGACAAACCUCAUUUUGUGUGUCCCUUUCUCACUCCAAACUUUCUCAUUCUCUUUCCCACUCAAAGACAUUUUUCCGGCUCUUCCGUCGCAGGUUUCCCGGACUCCAUCCAUCCAUCCAAUUGGAAACUCCUAAAGCCUCCAAACAUGGACGACAACUUAUGUGACAUUUUCGACGACAAAGAGUUUGGGAGCGACCACUUUGGUGGGGACGAUCUAUUCGCCAUUUUGGAGAGCCUAGAAUCGGACUUCACCCAUUUCCCUCCCAUUAACGAAGAAACUGUUGCUGUCUCCAAAGAGAACGAGGAUGUCUCCAGAUUGGUGUCUCAAAAGUCUACCUCGUCAAGUGCUCCACUAGAUUAUUCCGAAACUGAGUUUGAAACCUCAUCAAAAACCAAGAGACAGAAGCUUACUCCUACCACGCCAGAGGAAGCAAACCCGGAUGGACAACAAAGGAUGUCUCACAUCACCGUUGAACGCAACCGGAGAAAGCAGAUGAAUGAACACUUGUCUGUAUUGAGGUCGCUUAUGCCUUGCUUUUAUGUCAAACGGGGAGAUCAAGCAUCCAUAAUCGGAGGUGUGGUUGAUUACAUCAACGAGUUGCAGCAAGUGCUCCAAGCCCUGGAGGCCAAGAAACAAAGGAAAGUUUACAGUGAAGUGCUAAGCCCUAGGCUGGUUUCAAGCCCAAGGCCCUCACCUCUGAGUCCUCGGAAACCACCUCUGAGCCCGAGACUAAACUUGCCCAUUAGCCCAAGAACUCCACAACCAGGAAGUCCUUACAGGCCAAGGUUGCAACAAGGCUACAACAACAUGAUUUCACCAACCAUGUCCAACUCUCUCGACCCUUCUCCCACUUCUUCUGCUAAUUCCUCCAUCAACGACAACAUCAACGAGCUUGUUGCAAACUCCAAAUCCGCCACUGCUGAUGUGGAGGUCAAGUUUUCAGGGCCCCACGUUCUUCUCAAAACGGUGUCUCAACGAAUUCCCGGACAGGCUCUGAAGAUAAUCACAGCACUUGAAGAUCUCGCGCUAGAAAUCCUCCAUGUCAACAUUAAUUGUGCUGCUGAUGAUACCAUGCUAAAUUCAUUCACUAUCAAGAUUGGAAUUGAAUGCCAACUGAGUGCAGAAGAAUUGGCUCAACAAAUCCAGCAAACAUUCUGCUAAUUACUAUAAAGAUGAGUAAUGCCUGUCCAGAAUCCACACCAAACAUCACCAUGCAUGCAUUUCUCUCUCUUCUCUUACUGUGUUGUACGUACGUGGCUGUACAAAUAACAGAGAAGUGAUGGGAAGACUCGAUUUAAUUGCAACCUUUUUAUCAUUUUCUUUCUUUCUUUCUUAUUUAUUUUUAUUACAGCAAUCGGUAGUGUAAUUCCAUGACAAGUAUUAGGUAGUUCUUAGUAUAGUGACUGCUCUCCUGUAAUUGACCACUGUCAAGCUUUUAUUUUUCUAUGAAUUA
Molecule: messenger RNA, 1831 nt
Organism: Vigna angularis (adzuki bean)
Lineage: Eukaryota; Viridiplantae; Streptophyta; Magnoliopsida; Fabales; Fabaceae
Product: transcription factor SPEECHLESS
Exons: 3
Coding region: 523-1539 (338 amino acids)
Biological process (GO): positive regulation of DNA-templated transcription; stomatal complex development; guard cell differentiation
Cellular component (GO): nucleus
Molecular function (GO): DNA-binding transcription factor activity; protein dimerization activity
Source: RefSeq, a predicted model, not a curated record